UUGAGCUCUGCCGUGUAUAGCGGGUUAGUCGACACUAAGAUUGUUGAUAAAGCCUGUAGGAUAACAUGGGUAGGCAUUGAUGAGAAAGCGACGGAGGAAGCUACGCGCGCUUACGAUAGGGAGGCCAUAAAGGAAGUGGUUGAAACUUCAGGAGACAAAUGCCUCCUAGAAGAGUUCAACCAUGGUCGAAUAGAGUUUUGCAGACACCCGAGAACAAGAGUUCCAGGGCGCCUGCAAAGCUCCCGUCCGCGCAUUAUCAAAGUGAGCCUAAGGAACCAGGAACUCAGGGACCGCUUGCUACAGCAUAUGAGAAGUGGGCGUCAGUCUCUUACCAAAGAUUUCGUCCAUUCAUAUGCCCGCCCUGACUAUACCAGGGAAGAGAUUGAGUAUGAUCGCGCGCUACGUAGGAAAGCAGGGAUUAUGAACAGCCAAGAGGGAAAGCUUACAUAUAUAGUCCGCGAUCUUGCGAUACACAAGCUCCGCGCGAGUUACCUGCAAACAACCCUAGCAAUCGCCAAUCUCCUAUCGCUCUCACUCUGUCUCCGAUUUCAAUCUCACAAGUUGAUGGUGCUGCAGAAGUUGCUCACUAGGAAACAGGGGGAGGUAAUGCGCGCCGCUCAUCAAGUCCAUACAUUCGAAAUAAUAGCGGCUCGUUUGUUCAAUGCUCGCUCACUUGUAAAUAAAAUAGCCGACUUGAACUUCCUUUUGCAUGAAAAGCCUCAUGGAUUAUUCAUAACAGAAAGUUGGUGUAAGCCUUGGUCUAUUCAAGACGCCGUGCUCAGCCAUAGGUCCAACUACCAUGUCUAUCGUUGUGAUCGAGAAGAUACUGAAAGCCAAAAAGUGCUCACUCUCCUUACGUACAGAAGCCCAUCAUGUAGUACCUCCUCGUUUACUGAUUUUGUCGAGUAUAUUGAAUGCUUUCUGAGCGAGUGGAGGGAUCCCGUAGUAAUUUUGGAAGACUUCAACUUCCCUACAAUUGAUUGGCACAAGAUGGCCCACAGAGGCAAUUAUAUUGAAUGCUUUCUGAGCGAGUGGAGGGAUCACGUAGUAAUUUUGGGAGAUUUCAACUUCCCUACGAUUGAUUGGCACAACAUGGCCCACAGAGGCAAUGUAUCAACGCAAGCUUCCUCCUCGUUUCUCCAUCUUGCCCGCUCAUUCAACCUUACACAAAUGGUAAAAGAACCCACGCACGGGAUGAAUAUAUUGGACAUACUGCUAACUUCCGAACCAUCCAUUAUCGCUGGGCUUUGUACACUGCCCCCAUUUAGCACUUCGGAUCAUCGUCGAGUUAAAUUUAAAAUUGUUGAUGCAUCC
Molecule: messenger RNA, 1314 nt
Organism: Cooperia oncophora
Lineage: Eukaryota; Metazoa; Nematoda; Chromadorea; Rhabditida; Trichostrongylidae
Source: the annotation of a GenBank genome assembly